AUGCAUUCCGCCGAAUCCACAUCGGGAGAAUAUACGAUCUAUCCCGAUCAUUCAUCAUUUCGUGAUCUCGACUGGAUCCGAAUUUACGAAAUCUCUAGAGCUUGCCUCAAUCCUCGUCCCACACUUCCAGAUGUGAUUGAUCCCAGUUGGAAUUCAUGUAAUCCUGCUGAAUUAUGGAACUUGGUCACAGAGGCAGCCAAAGCGCAAAAAUUGAAACCAUCGAACCCAGUUCAAAUGGAGAAGAAUCUGAGACUCGAACUCGAAGAACGACUUGAUGAUGGGAUGAAAUUUUCCGAGUUACAACGAAAUAUAGAAUACAAUCUCAUCGUCAAUUUAGAAGUAGUAGACAAGAAAAAUCAUCUUGUGGUUGAACUCUGUCCACCCAAGUUCGCCAAAUCGACUGCUCUAAAUCGUACCUAUGGGGCCGAGAGGUUUCUAGUGGUGACACUCAGCGAUAAAGUACUUCGUGAACUGCAGUCGGAACCUUCGAAAAAGAAACUUCACGGGGGCUUCUUCACUAAGCCGUGGCGGAUCGGCAAUCGUGUUUACGAGACUUUUUUACGAAAAAACGUCUCACGAUGCGCACUUCUCGUUUCUGCCACCGCUCCUACUAUCACUUUCCGUCCCGAGAACAUCCGAAGAGUCCCGGACAUCAUGUCAAAUUCGCUUCUCGUGUCUCCGGACUUCAUGAAUACAAUAGCCGAUGCUCUUGGGCUGAACUACUUACCCUCCGCUAUCCGAGGUCAGAUACGUAACGGUCCAGAAUUUGUAUGGCGUCUAGGACAAAUUCCACAUUCAGCAGGACAAGCUUCGCCUCUGAUACAGCUCUGGAAGGAACAAACUAAAGAGCGCGAGACAACUGUUUGGUUCAAUUUCAUGGCAUACCGUUAUGAUAUUCUAGACCAAUCAUACACAUUAGAGAAGGAAUCCAUGGGGCUUCUCCUUGAAUUCUGUCAAGUUCUCGAAGGGCAAGUUGGUAAAGCUGAAAUCAUGACUGAUGGUGCGGCAGCAAUCAGUCGGGUAGCGGCAUUACAGAUAUCAUCUGCAAAUAAUCUUCAGCCCGAUAUCUUGCCAUCGGUAUACCAAGGUCGAAUAGGGUUUGCCAAAGGUUUGUGGUAUCUUGACCCAAAUUCGAAUCCACUGGAUACUACGACUUGGAUCGAGAUACGUGACACCCAGUGGAAAGCGGAACCCCACGUAGGAUUUUUGUAUCACUUCAACCUUUGUCGUUACUCGGUCGCCGUGAAUUCCACCACUUUGGGCCGGCAAAACUUGCGCGUUCUCUCUUCAAGAGGAAUACCCAAUGAAGUUUUUGAAGAACUUCUCGAGGAAGCUAUCAGAAGCAGUCUAGAAGCGUUUGACACACCAGACCCAAUGGAGCUCAUUCAUACGCUUUCCAACGAGAGCGCCAUCUCCUGCCUUCGUACACGCACCCUUCUCACCCAUGGCGGAGCUAGUAGGAUCGAGCACGACCCCACUCUAAAUCGAACAUUCGAUCAAGACUCUGUCCCAGAGAAGAAAAGUUCAGAUCAAACUUCGGAUAGGCUUCAUCCCUUCUCAUUGCAACCGGCAGAUGCUAUUGAACAACUUCUAUGCAUGCUCGAGGCCGGCUUUCCAGUAAGUAACAGAAUUGUGGUUGAAAAAUUGAGAAAAGUAAGAAUUGAAAAAUUGACAAAAAUGCUAAUGGUAGCCAACAUAAAGCGUCGUCUAAGUGUACCCCUCAGUCUCAGCUGCUACGUCUAUGCGAUCCCAGAUCCAGACUCUACAGGAACCCGCCAUGGGAUCUUGGCUGGACCAGCUUUGAUAUGGAGAUCACCCUGUGCAGCCCCAAUAGAUGUUAGAAAGAUACAAUUGGUAGCAAACGAGCAUUUACAACGUGUAUACUUUGAUGUUAUUGUUUGUUCGACUCGUGGGGAUAGGGCUAUGCUUAGUAUGCUUUCAGGAGGUGACUAUGAUGGCGAUCAAGUCUCUGUCACUUGGGACAAGAGAUUAGUCGAUCCAUUUCAAAACGCGGAUCCAGGUGCUUAUCCGGAGAUGCAAGAGGAAUAUUGGUUUGAUAACAAGCUCGCGGGCGCGAUUGGGAAACGUCUGAUGAAGCCCUACAUCGAUGACCCAACAACCUUUGUCAGAGAGGUUCAGGAUAUCAUUAUAGAUGGACUCUUUACUCCGUCUAGCUUUUCGGCAUAUGCUGUAUUGCAUGGAAUGUGCGAUUACUUACUGGAAGCCAAGCAUCCUCUGACGCUUGCUACAGGAUGGAUAUAUGUUAAAUGCCUGGAUGCUGCCAAACAGGGGCUCGUUCUCAAGCGAACCAGGGAUGCAGACAUACAACGAAGAUACAAGCAGGAGCUACAGAAAAUCGGGAUUACUCUCGAUCAAUUCGGCAAUGCUCCAAUUCCGUCCUAUGAAAAAUGUUUGGCACGUAAUGAAAAAAAAUGUCUUGUAUACGAAGUUACGACUGCGGCUUUUGACAAAUACAAGGACGGUAACAAAUCACGCGACAAAGCUACACACUCACGCCGUGCCCUGGACAAGGAUGAUGACCUACGCCGAUAUUUUUUGGAUCAGAAGAAGAUCUUUGAUCAGUUACAUCCGAAGUCGGGCGAGUCAAGUUUAACAGAUUGGGCAACAGCCGGAGUUUGGCAUGGAAUACUUAAACAUAUGCAGCGUGAAAUUGCAGACUUGCAACAGAAGUAUAAAGAAAUGGCAGCUAAGAUGAUCAAUGAGCAGAACAACAAUCAAGCUAUACAGGAAGAAGAUCAUUAUGUACCAGCGAUGGGUAAUAAUAAGAUGAUCUUGAUGAAACCGAUCUUGAGCGCAUACCAUGUGGAUUUAAGUUUGGAAAAUGCGUACAAGACUAAUAAAACAGAAAAAGAAUUCUUUUCAAAGUCUGGUUCGAUUUCUGAAAAAGAAAGAAAUGCGUUUCUUCAAGGUAAACAAGGAUAUCUAGAUGCAUUGGGUCAUAGUGGAUAUUCACUCUUAAAGGCAUCUUGUGCAGCUUCGAACUCGAGAGCAGAAGGGCGUUUCCCUUUUGAUGUUGCGUUUCGAGAGCUAUGUUAUUUGAAGGCUCAGGCAUCCAUGAAAAACACACAUGGGAAUUCUAGUCUGAAAUUAACAGACAUCGAACAAGAAUCAUUACCACCAUGGACACUUGACAGUACCAGUCAUUAUGCGAUGCUCUCUAGAAGAAUGCUCUACAGUAAGAGACAUGCUACAAAAUCUGAAGUGUAA
This is a messenger RNA of Melampsora larici-populina 98AG31, 3228 nucleotides long. RefSeq lists its product as uncharacterized. Gene Ontology annotation, molecular function: RNA-directed RNA polymerase activity. Gene Ontology annotation, biological process: siRNA processing. Gene Ontology annotation, cellular component: nuclear RNA-directed RNA polymerase complex. The coding region runs from base 1 to 3228 and encodes 1075 amino acids. The transcript is spliced from 21 exons. Lineage: Eukaryota; Fungi; Basidiomycota; Pucciniomycetes; Pucciniales; Melampsoraceae. The record is from RefSeq and is a predicted model, not a curated record.